Messenger RNA from Tympanuchus pallidicinctus (lesser prairie-chicken), 1042 nucleotides. It is a transcript of the gene MRPS18A, whose product is annotated as mitochondrial ribosomal protein S18A. Gene Ontology annotation, biological process: mitochondrial translation. The record is from RefSeq and is a predicted model, not a curated record. Gene Ontology annotation, molecular function: small ribosomal subunit rRNA binding; structural constituent of ribosome. Gene Ontology annotation, cellular component: mitochondrial small ribosomal subunit; ribosome. Bases 41 to 475 code for a protein of 144 amino acids. NCBI's taxonomy places the organism in Eukaryota, Metazoa, Chordata, Aves, Galliformes, Phasianidae. The transcript is spliced from 6 exons.
CGGCGGAAGCGGGAGUGACGGCAGCGAGGGCGACGACAAGAUGGCGGCACCCGGCUUGGUGCGCGGGGCGUUCAGGCGGCUGUUCGCCGGGCUCUGGGGGAGCGGCUGGGUUUCACCACCGGCCAGAACCCUCCGGGAGGUCGUGGAAGUGACUGAAGGCAACACGACCAUAAUUGAAGGGAAAAUUAUAGAGGAUGUUGAAACACCAACGCCUCCUAACCCCUCUGGCCAGUGUCCUAUCUGUCGCUGGAACCUGAAGCAUAAGUACGAUUAUGUGGAUGUCUUGCUCUUGAGCCAGUUCAUCCGUUCUGAUGGAGGGAUGCUGCCACGAAGGAUCACAGGCCUCUGUUUGGAGGAGCACAAGAAGAUUGCCGCCUGUGUGCAGAUGGCACACCGUGCAGGUUUGCUGCCAAACCACAGGCCUCUACUUCCUGAAGGGCAUGUUCCCAGGAAAACCAAGUUGAACAGGUUCUGACUUCCUGCAGCAGCAAACUGUAAUAGUAUUAUAAAGAGAAUGCUAAAGCAAAUUCGAGCAUGUGAAAAUGCAAAAACUGGGCCAGAAUCACAUCGUGUGGAAAAGAAAUACCCAUUGAUCCACUGAAAGCAAACUAGUUCUUUUUUGGAGACUAUUUUAACUGAACUUGGCCUUUGUAAUCAGUUUAUUUUGUUGAGGCGAGCUCUUGAAAUGACAUCUCCCCUACAAAAUGGAUGGACUCGCUCUUGAACUUAGUUGCAAUGAAGGGAUUCAGCGCUCCACGUUCGCUACAGGUGGACAACGUGCCGGUAGCCUGGAGAUUACACCUGAUUUGUUUCACACGACUGGAAGUCAGGCAGGUGCCAGUGGCUACAGUGCAGCAGAGGUGCAGCAGUUCCAAAACAAAUAGUCCUUUUCAGUGGUUCCCUUCUGAACUGAGAGAGUUCUGCUCAUCAUUAUUGCUUUCAUAAAGAGGCAGGCGGAGAGGCAAAGGCAAGCAAACGAGUGUCAGCUUCUGCUUUGACUAAAGCUGUUUUGCCGUGGUUGGUCUCAAUUUGAAAUACGUGU